This is a messenger RNA of Solanum stenotomum, 1573 nucleotides long. Its product is annotated as small glutamine-rich tetratricopeptide repeat-containing protein 2. Lineage: Eukaryota; Viridiplantae; Streptophyta; Magnoliopsida; Solanales; Solanaceae. Gene Ontology annotation, molecular function: molecular adaptor activity; protein binding. Gene Ontology annotation, biological process: post-translational protein targeting to endoplasmic reticulum membrane. The coding region runs from base 73 to 1380 and encodes 435 amino acids. The transcript has 10 exons. Gene Ontology annotation, cellular component: TRC complex; membrane. The record is from RefSeq and is a predicted model, not a curated record.
GGAUAAUUUGUGCAUUUCGCCAUAUAAAGAGGACCAGAUUCAUAAAAAGCCACGCGUUGGUCACCUCCGUCAAUGGCGAAGCUGAAGACGGAUUCUCCUCUCUCGCGUCGUAUAGUUCUCUCCUUCUUGCGCUUCCUUGAUUCUGUGGAACCUGCUGCAGGAGUUGAUGACGAAGGACUUGAAGUUGCUAAGCAAUGUCUAUCAGAGGCUUUUAAGAUUGAUCCUUCAUCUCAUGCCUCAAGUUCAGAUUCAUUAGUGGACAUAUUCAGUUCAGGGGAAGCAGUUGACCAAAGCCAAAUAAAUGUAGAUCUUAGGCAUGAUGUAUCUUCGUCAAAUGCUCCUUGUACAUCUUCAGGGCAAAAGGUUGUAGAUGCUAUAGAUGCAGAUGGAUCACAUUUGCUGGCCGAAGAUAGGACAAAAGAAGCUCACACUUUUGGUAUAUCCAAAGAUGAGCUCUUUGGGCAGUUUUUUGAUGCUCUUGAAAAAACUCACUAUUUCAGAAGCUUGCCAGAUGGAAACGACGAUCAGGCUCAGUUGGAUAAAGCAUCGAGGAUAUUCCAUACUGCUUUGGAGGAGAUGCAAAAAUCUGGAUGUGCAAUGUUCAACCGAAACAACCUUGCUGACAUCUUAAAAUCGCAAGGUAAUAAAGCGAUGCAGUCAAAACUUUACCCUGAUGCUAUUGAGCUGUAUUCUUUUGCAAUUGCACUUUGUGAAGAUAAUGCAGUUUACUAUUGCAACAGGGCAGCUGCUUUAACCCAGAUCCACCAAUAUGAAGCAGCAGUUCAAGACUGCCAAAAAUCUAUUGCAAUCAACCCCAAUUAUAGCAAGGCUUAUAGUAGAUUGGGUUUUGUCUAUUAUGCUCAAGGGAAGUACCGUGAUGCCAUAGAUAAGGGAUUCACAAAAGCAUUGCAGUUGGAUUCUAAUAAUGAUUCCGUCAAGGAAAAUAUACGGGUAGCAGAACAAAAGUUGAAAGAAGAGCAACAAAGGAGGGGGAAUGAUCAGAGCUCAACCUCUUCAAGCCAUGGACAAGACUCAAAUCACCAGCCUGCUGGGGCACCUAGAAGUCAUGCCAUGCCUCCACCAUUUGGAUCAAUGUCAUUUGAUGGAAAUGGCUUUCCUGAUUUGACGAACAUGUUUAUGAACAUGCCAAGAGAUGCAUUCCAAGGGCAGCAUGGUCCAAACGGGCCAGAAAGAAGCAACAACGCUGAUUCAACCAAUGAGCCCAUUAUAAGAAUAACCAGGAGUGUCAAUCUCGGUUUUGGUGAACAGAUGCCCGAGGAAUUGACAGGAACCUUAAGGUCUGUUAUGGAGAUGUUUUCAGGAGCUCAACCUCCUGAGAAUCCUCAGGAUAACAUGAAUGGAAGGUCAACACCAAAUUGAGGCAUUUAUGUUAGUGAGCCUCAUUCUCGAGUUGAUUAACAUCUCAGUCCUUUUUACUUGUUGCUUUUUUGGUUAACUGCACUCUUGCAUUUGAAUUGAUCAUCUUUCCCUCAACUUGAUUUGUACAUUAAAGAUCUAAAACUCAGGUUUGCAGUGUAAUCUUAGGUGCUUUGCUGAUGCUUCUGUUUUUGCA